AGUAAAAAAUAAUAAAAAGCAAGCAAUCCCAAUAAGGCCCUCCUCGGAGAAACAUUACCUUUGUCCUCUGUUGGCUCCGACUUGUCAUCAAUUUCUACUCUGAAACCCUAAUUUAUACUCCCAACCUAUAAACGAAGAAGAAUCACAUCCAGUUGAUUUAAAGUCUUUCAAUUGAUUGCAGUUAGCCCCAAGAUUUUGCAGGUUUUUCAGCCAUGGACGCUCAGAGAGCUUUGUUGGAUGAACUGAUGGGCUCAGCUCGGAAUUUAACUGAAGACGAGAGGAGAGGGUUCAAGGAAGUGAAAUGGGAUGACAAGGAAGUCUGUGCAUUCUAUAUGGUUCGAUUUUGCCCUCACGAUCUGUUCGUGAAUACUCGUAGUGAUUUGGGACCCUGCUCGAAAAUUCAUGAAGCGAAGUUGAAGGAAAGUUUUGAGAAAUCUCCAAGACAUGAUUCUUAUGUUCCCAAGUUUGAAGCAGAACUAGCCCAUUUUUGUGAGAAAUUGGUGAUGGACUUGGAUAAGAAAGUGAGGCGUGGUCGAGAACGCCUUGCUCAGGAGGUUGACGUUCCCCCACCUCCUCCAAUAUCAGCAGAAAAAUCUGAGCAGCUGUCUGUCUUGGAGGAGAAGAUUAAGAACUUGCUAGAACAAGUGGAGUCUCUUGGUGAAGCUGGAAAAGUUGAUGAAGCUGAAGCUCUGAUGAGAAAGGUGGAAAUGCUUAAUGUUGAAAAGACUACCUUGACUCAGCAAUCCCAGCAGAACAGUGCACUAAUGAUUGUACAAGAGAAAAAGAUGGCUCUGUGCGAGACAUGUGGUUCCUUUCUUGUUGCAAAUGAUGCUGCAGAGAGAACUCAGUCUCACGUCACUGGUAAACAGCAUGUUGGUUAUGGGAUGGUUCGAGAUUUCUUAGCUGAGUACAAGGCUGCUAAAGAGAAGGCUUGGGAAGAGGAAAGGUUAGCCAGGGAGAAAGAAGCAGAAGAAAGGAAAAAGUUGAGGGAGAAAGAACAUGAUAGCAGACGACGAAGAAGUGAGUCAUCUGACAGGGACAAGCACAGAGAUCAAGAUCAUGACAGGGAACGGGAUCGCUACCGGGGAAGAGAUCGCGACCUUGACAGAAAUGGCAGAGGAGGGCGUGAUUUUGAUAGGGGAUCAGGUUGGAAACAUGGGAGUUCCAGGAAUGGGAGAAACAGAAGCAGGGAGAGAUACCGGGGACGUGAUAGAAGCCGGUCACGGUCUCCUAUUAGACAUGGUUCCAAGAGGUCCAGGAGUCCAGUUCACAAGUACUAGAGGAUUAUAAAACGUAGAUGUCUGAACUUUGAAAAUUUGAAGAGAGGGUUCUGAUCCCCGCUCAUCUGGGGUCACCUAUUCUCAUGAAGUUAAAAAAACAGAUUCAUUAGUUAUGCAUGGAUAAUGCUGCUAGAGGGAGAUCGUUGGAUGGUUAUUCCUUGAGUGAGGUAACAAAUUUUAUUAAUUCCGGAUUGCGGAAUGAGUUGCUGACCAUGGUUGGUUUAGUUCCUUUUAUCUUUUGGUCAUUCAGAUGAUAAAACAGAAUCUUUUUCAUUUGGUUAUUCAGAUGGCUCUAGUGUUAAUUGUUAUUGCAUAUUUGGCGUGUCAAUGAGCUCAUGAAUAUAUGAAAGGCUCCAUGUAGUUUGUCUCUCAUCCGAGCUCUGAUAGGUAACCCUCUAUUUUGACUUACUUACCGUCCCUCUUGUGUAUAGAGCUGUCUGUAUUCAUGCAGGCACCAUUGUGGACAUAAGGCAGCUAAUGAUUCUAAUGUGCAAUCAACAACUCAUCAUUCAAUAGGUAAUAAUUGUCAUCAACACUAAACACAUGCAUAUUUGUCCACUUGGGUUAGUACCUGCAGGCUUCAUUCAUGUAUACAUAAACUCAGCUCUGACUAAGUUCUAGAAAUGUCUGUCGGUGAAACUAUGGAAACUGUGUCUAGACUAGAUAGUCUAAGGUCUGUGCUGAGCACAAAUCCAAUAUGGUGAUCAUAACUGUGACCAGACAUUGAAGAACAUUUUGGGAGCAAAGUUUAAAAAACUCUACCACUAAUGUAAUAAGGAAUAGAUGAGAUAAUGAUUUUUCAGCAUCUCCUUGGUAGUUUUUUCAACAA
Messenger RNA from Solanum lycopersicum (tomato), 2109 nucleotides. RefSeq lists its product as uncharacterized. Gene Ontology annotation, cellular component: U1 snRNP; U2-type prespliceosome. Lineage: Eukaryota; Viridiplantae; Streptophyta; Magnoliopsida; Solanales; Solanaceae. The record is from RefSeq and is a predicted model, not a curated record. Gene Ontology annotation, molecular function: mRNA binding. Gene Ontology annotation, biological process: mRNA splice site recognition.